Messenger RNA from Funneliformis caledonium, 249 nucleotides. The record is from the annotation of a GenBank genome assembly. NCBI's taxonomy places the organism in Eukaryota, Fungi, Glomeromycota, Glomeromycetes, Glomerales, Glomeraceae.
AUGAAUUCUUUUGAUAACAUUUGCAAAUGGCGUGCAAUAUAUUUAAGGAAAGUUCCCUUUCGUCAAUUUAAAAAUAUUGAAUAUAUGGAUGAUGAUGGUGUUUCCAAAGUUUAUGACGGAAGUUACAAAGUUUAUAAUGGAAUGACCAAAGAUUUUACAGCUUUAUGGUUUAAUGAUGAUGUAGAUAUAAUGGGUUCAAAGGGUGUUAUUCUCAAAAAUGUUGGUAAUUAUGAAAAUCUGCGAUACAAG